AUGAAUUCUUGGAUUGAACUGGUGUCAUUUGAAGACGUUGCUGUGGACUUCACCUGGCAAGAGUGGCAGCACCUGGAUGUUGUUCAGCAAAACCUCUACAGAGAUGUGAUGCUGGAGAACUACAGCAGCCUGAUGUUCUUGGGGAACUGUAUGACCAAACCAGAUUUGAUCUUCAAGUUGGAGCAUGGAUUUGCACCAUGGACUGUAUUAGAAUGCUCAAUUCACAGGCUUCCAGAAUUGAAAACUCUACACAAAAUGCAGUGGCCAGAGACUGAUAAUUUUAAACAAUUCCAGAACACCGUUUACCAGAAGUUACAUCAGACAUGUUAUGAAGGAACAAACACAGGUGACAAGCUGUUUGAAUGUAGGACAACUUUUAUCUCCAAGUCACACCUCACUAAUCAUCAGAGAACUCAAACAGGUAACAAUCCUUAUGACUGUAAUGUAUGUGGAAAAACUUACCUUGCCCAGUCACCUCUCACUGUGCAUCAUCGAGCACACACAGGUGAAAAGUCAUAUGGAUGCACUGAAUAUGGGAAAGCUUUCAUCUCUAUGUCACAUCUCAUCAGUCAUCAGAUAACUCACAUAGGUGAGAAGCCAUAUGAAUGUAUUGAAUGUGGAAAGGGCUUCAUCUGCAAGUCACAUGUCACUAAUCAUCAUAGAACUCACACAGGUAAGAAACCAUAUAAAUGUAUUGAAUGUGGAAAACGCUUCAUCUAUAAUUCAGAUCUUAUUAGGCAUCAGAGAAGUCACACAGGUGAGAAGCCAUAUGAAUGUACUGAAUGUGGGAAAGACUUCAUCCACAAGUCACUUCUUAUUAGGCAUCAGAGAACUAACACAGGUAAGAAGCCAUAUGAAUGUACUCAAUGUGGGAAAGCAUUCUUCUACAAAUCAGGUCUCACUAAUCAUCAGAGAACUCACACAGGUGAGAAGCCAAAUGAAUGUACUGAGUGUCAGAAAGCUUACAUCUCCAAGUCACACCUAAUGAAUCAUUGCAGUACUCAUACAGGUGAAGCACCAUAUAAAUGUACUGAAUGUAGGAAAGCCUUCAUCACCAAUUCACAGCUCACUAUUCAUAAGAGAACCCACACAGUUGAUAAACCAUAUAAAUGUAUUCAAUGUGGAAAAGGCUUCAUCCGCAAGACAGAUCUCACAAGACAUCAGAGAAGUCACACAGGUGAGAAGCCAUAUGAAUGUACUGAAUGUGGGAAAGCCUUCAUCUGCAAGUCAUAUCUUAAUAGGCAUCAGAGAUGUCACACAGGUGAGAAGCCAUAUGAAUGUACUGAAUGUGGGAAAGCCUUCAUCAGCAAGUCACAUCUUAAUAGGCAUCAGAGACGUCACACAGGUGAAAAGUCACAUGAAUGUACUGAGUGCCAGAAAGCUUACCUCUUCAGGUCAGACCUAAUGAGUCAUUGGAGAAUUCAUACAGGUGAGAAGCCAUAUGUAUGUACUGAAUGUGGAAAAGCUUUUAUGUUCAAGUCACCUCUUAUUAAGCAUCAGAGAAUUCACACAGGUGAGAGGCCAUAUGAAUGUACUAAAUGUGGAAAAGCCUUCAUCCGCAAGUCACAUCUUACUAGGCAUCAGAGAAGUCACAGAGAUAAGAAGUCAUAUAAAUGUACUGAAUGUUGGAAAGCUUUCAUCUGCAGGUCACAUCUUAUUAGGCAUCAAAGAACUCACACAGGUGAAAAGUCAUGUGAAUGA
Jaculus jaculus (lesser Egyptian jerboa) is the source of this 1701-nucleotide messenger RNA. Its product is annotated as zinc finger protein 883-like. The record is from RefSeq and is a predicted model, not a curated record. Gene Ontology annotation, biological process: regulation of cytokine production; negative regulation of transcription by RNA polymerase II; regulation of immune system process. The transcript has 5 exons. Lineage: Eukaryota; Metazoa; Chordata; Mammalia; Rodentia; Dipodidae. Bases 1 to 1701 code for a protein of 566 amino acids.